AUGUACUCUCCAUCUUCUGUAUCAAAACGGUUCAUUUUGAUCUAUGUCUUGGCCAUACAAAUAUUCCUUAUAAACAGCGAGUUGUCCAUAAAUACGACCAAUGAGUAUCUCAACCACAAAUGCUUGGUUAGUCAAGGAAAAUACAAGCCGGGAAGUAAGUAUGAGCAACGUUUAAAAUUUAUCACCAAACUGUUCUAUAGAGACAGUAUCAGAGGUUACGACGGUUUUGGCGACUCUACUUUAACUGCUAUCCUCCAGUGCCGCGGCGACUCCUACGGGCCUAAGUGCCAUGACUGCUAUGCCACCGCCCUAGCUGCGCUUCGUAGUAAAUGUCCGUGGUACAAAGGGCGGAUAGUAUGGUAUGACCAAUGUCUUCUCUCGAUUACUUCCAAUUAUACUUAUGGGCAGAUAGAUUACGACAAUAACUUUUGUAUAUCCAACGCGAAGAAGGUGGGAGGAGAUACAUUCGAGUUUAUGAAAGCUUGGAAUAAUUUCAUUCUCGAUCUUGCGAUUUUAGCCACCAGUGGAGAUAAUAAUUACACACUAUACUCUGUGGGAGAGAGGCGGUACAAUGGUGAUAUGAUGUAUGGAAUGGUGCAGUGUACGCGAGACUUAUCGCGAAAUGCUUGUCGUGAGUGUUUGUUUUAUACUAGCUUGCAUUUGCAAAAAUGUGUGAAUGGUAUACGAGGAGCGAGAGUUAUAGGCAGAAGCUGUAGUUUUAGGUUGGAGUUUUACCCUUUUAUUGCCAAGCCAGUCCAUAAUAUUUAA
Molecule: messenger RNA, 768 nt
Organism: Eruca vesicaria subsp. sativa (arugula)
Lineage: Eukaryota; Viridiplantae; Streptophyta; Magnoliopsida; Brassicales; Brassicaceae
Source: the annotation of a GenBank genome assembly